CAAACAUGAUGACCUUGCUAAGAUUGUGACAUGGCCAUGCAUGGAAAACGGCUCGGAAAUUAAGCUGACGGCUUAUUUUUUAUUUUGAAACUGUGAAAAUAGUUUUUUUAAACUUAGGACAGUGAAACCACUCAAACCGCCUUCUCCUCCUGUCCGUCGCUAAUCCCUGAGUUGCAGAGUUUAACUUGGGCCCAUCUGUUCAACGCUGUCCUGUAACUGCUCUGGACAAGGCCCGCAAAUGUGAUUAGUUGGAGAUUAUGUCUGUGUGCAUGUGUGCUUGUGUGUGUGUGUUUGAAAUGAAACUCUUCUCAGAAUGAGAUCUAUGUGUACACAAGAGAAAGGGAUGAAACGCGGCAGGGCGUUUGCGUCAUCAAGAGCAACCCCUGGUCCAUCUCAAGUUUUGUUUAUCUGUUCUGCCUUACAUCAUGUUCACUCCCAAGUUUUAAGAAAUAUCGCCCAUGAAGCAAUGAACCUCUGGUCAUAUGACCAUAGAUGGGCUCUCUCUCAGCUGCAUCAUAUUUAUGUACAGAAUAAAAAUAUUUAAUGUAGUACUUUUACUGCUGCAAGUAUGGGUUUAUUUAUUUUAUUUGCAUUUUCUGGUCACAUGAUGAAAUCAUGAUUUUUAUCUCAAUUAUUUUUUACACUAAUUUUUCAUAAUCAUUUAAUUUCUUAAUUGUGAACCUAAACCAUUUCCCCUCGUGCACCCUGAAAUACAGUUACGCCCGAAGAACCUUACUGGACAGCAUCUGUGUGCCAAGCACGUCAACAUAAAUAGGUGCCCGCUUCUGCGGAAGAGGAGCACAAAUCUGAGAAGGAUCGGUAGAAGCAGAUCAUCAUGAGUGGAAGAUCAUGAACAUGCAGCAGCCACCACAAGCAUCAGGAAAAGAUAGGUCUUGACAUAAGAGCCAGCACAGGCUACUCUCGACAUCACCAUGCUCAACUGACACACAAUUGGUGGCUGGACGGGCUAUUCUGAAGCUGAGGAUGAUGUACGGUCUCCCACACUAGAGCUAGAUGGUGUGGGGAUGAUGGACUUCCCAAAUGGCCAAUCUACCAUCAAUACCACUGCUCCAACAUUGUCGGAGAGGAGCAGCAGUUCGGAUUCCCUCAGUGACAAGGGAUCUUCCGAGCUGAAGAAGAGCUUUGAUGCUGUUGUAUUUGAUGUGCUGAAGGUCACUCCUGAAGAAUAUGCCGGCCAGAUUACUCUCAUGGAUGCUCCUGUUUUCAAAGCCAUCCAGCCAGAGGAGUUGUCUAGCUGUGGCUGGAACAAGAAGGAGAAACACAGUUCUGCUCCCAAUGUCGUGGCCUUCACCCGCAGAUUCAACCAAACAAGUUUCUGGGUAUGUCGAGAGAUUCUUCAUGCACAGACAUUAAAGAUCAGAGCUGAGGUCUUGAGUCUUUACAUUCGCACCGCCAAGAAACUGUGUGACAUGAACAACCUUCAUGCAGUGAUGGCUGUUGUGUCCGCCCUACAAAGUGCCCCCAUCUUCAGGCUUAGCAAAACGUGGGCGUUGUUAAGCCGGAAGGACAAGGCAACGUUUGACCGGCUGGACUUCCUGAUGUCUAAAGAAGAUAACUAUAAGCGUCUGAGAGACUUCAUCAGCAGCCAGAGCAUGGUGUCGUGUAUACCCUACCUAGGGAUGUACCUGUCUGACCUCACGUACAUCGACUCGGCAUACCCUUCCACUGGCAGCAUACUGGAGAAUGAACAGAGAUCCAAUCUGAUGAAUAACAUUCUCAGAAUCAUAUCGGACUUGCAGAGAUCCUGUACCUAUGAUAUCCAGGUGUUGCCUCACAUACAGAAGUAUCUCAACUCAGUCCGGUACAUCGAGGAGCUGCAGAAGUUUGUGGAGGAUGACAAUUACAAGUUGUCACAGAAAAUCGAGCCAGGUACCAGCACUCCCCGAGGAAAUGCAUCUAAAGAGGAUCUUGUCUGCCCAGAAGCAUCAGCGUCCCCUCUUUGUGGCCGUAAAUGUACAUUAACUGGGGAAGGUACGAAGGUUCCGGCCACACCCCCCUCACCUCGAAACCUGCUGCCAUAUGGCCACAGGAAGUGCCACAGCUUGGGUUACAAUUUUAUUCACAAAAUGAAUACAGUGGAGUUCAAAAGUGCUACCUUCCCCAAUGCCAGUUCUCGCCAUCUGUUGGAUGAUAGUGUAAUGGAGAGUCACAGCCCGACAAGGGGGCAAGCAGAGAGCUCAACCUUGUCUAGUGGUAUUUCACUUGGGAGCAGUGAGGGCUCGGAGCUCAGUGAAGAAGUGUCCUGGCCGGCUUUUGAGAGGACUCGGUUCUAUCACUCUUUGGGCCCGGUGACCCGUGUAGCCCGCAUCCCCUACAGAGGAGUCCUAAGGCCCAGCAGCUCAGCGGAGUCCGAGGAACUUGCGGUUCACUUGUAUCCAGGAGCAGUGGCAGUCCAGGGAGUGUUGAGACGUAAAACCCUUCUGAAGGAGGGCAAAAAACCAACAGUGGCCUCUUGGACCAAAUACUGGGUUGCUCUCUGCGGAACUCAGUUGUACUACUACCCUGCAAAGUCCCUGAAAGCCACAGAGAGGAAACAUUUCAAGUCAACCUCCACUAAGAGCGUGAGUGUUGUGGGCUUAAUGGCCAUGAUGGCCGACGAUCCAGAACACCCGGAUGUCUUCUUGCUGACUGACUCAGAACACGGUAACACCUAUAAGUACCAAGCAGGCUCGAGGAUGAAUGCUCUGCUUUGGUUCAAGCAUCUGAGCACCGCCUGUCAGAAAAACCGACAGCAGGUACCAGCCAACCUGAUGUCAUUCGAGUGAGGAAGACGUUAGCAGGCGUCGGAAUGAGGAGACGAUUUCACUGCCAUGAGCCCUGACCACCGAUCCUCAGAAGAGAGCCCUGGCCUCACCUGUCACCACUGCCUUAAAUCCACUACCCUGAGCCUGUGCACUCUUGUGAGGAUGCUAUGAAAACGCCGGCUGCGAUAACUACUGAACGAGGACCUACGCCACUGCUCCCGUCUGCCAAUUGUUUCCAGUGGAGUCACUUCUCCCACAGACUGGCCCCGAUGGACCUGAAAAAUCUUUUUUCUUCUUUUCUUUUAAAGCGCAUCUUUUAUCUUCCCCCACACCAUGCACAUAUGCUAGUUUCAAGUGCACACAUGAAUGGAAUCAUUCAGCCACAGCAUGCGCAUACACACUGGAACAUAACCAGCGAGACAAUGAAGAUUUAGAAACUCUUUUUUUCUCUCUGGAUUAGAUGGUACGCAUAGAUUCAGUUGGUAUGUUUGGUCACAUGGCUUGAAGUCACAAGGACGUACAUGGUACACAAACACACAUACAUGAAUAAAACUGCAACCAAAGGGCUACUCGCAAUCAAACCCAGCACAAGCAAUUCACUCACCUGAAUGUGUUCCACUUUGUUGCAGAAUACACUUCCUUCAUAUACUUGCUUAGCGUUCAGAGUUGUGCGUGUGUGUUCAUGCGACAGACAUUGAUUUCUCGUGAUUAUUGUCCUCUAAAUUCUACUUGGUACGAUAACAAAUAAUAUUUAAGCUAAGAAGUGUUGAAAGAUGGGAAUUGAUUACUAAGUGUAUUUGUAUUAUGUACUCAAGUUGCUCUGGGUCGGUCGGCGUCCGAUGAAAGAUGCUCAGACUUGCACACUAAACACUCCAGACAUCAGACUGUGAAACAGAUUUAGAGAGAGCAACACACACAUGCACCAUUUUACCUUCCUCUGGUCUGGAGCAGACUUUGAAAGCUACCUGGAGCCACACAGUCAUUUGUAAAUAGUGUUUUUCUUAGGUUUUUCUCUCCUUGGUUUGGGAAGGAUGGUGCAGUACACAGUAUUAACAUGUAGUAGACCAUGCAUGUCAGUAGAGUUUUGUCUGUUACAUUUGAAUGUCACAUUUUGUUUGUCAUGCUCCUUUAUUUUGACUGUUUUUUUUUUAAUAUUCAUGUGAAUUUUAUGUCUCCCUUUUCUUCUGGUUACCAGCUGAAUUUUAGACCCCUUUGAUUUAGAUUAGCACAUGCACCUUGGUCGUAAUUAGUGCCAAGCGAUAUCAGCGUCACAACAGAAAGUGUAGAAGAGUCAUGUGCAGGUACGGAAAUUCUCACAGUGCGUCACAGAAAUGGUGUAUUACUGAUGCUCUUUAAAGGUGACAGCCACAAAUUCCUCUCAGCUCAUUCAUGCGUAACGCUUUAAUCUCAUUUAUACACCAGCUGUUUACAUUGUGUGUUUACAUUACAUCCCCGUCACAUCAGAGGUGACAUGAGUUAUAACUUGAUGAGACAGUGGAGGAGUUAGCAGUUUCAUUGCAGGAUUGCAUCCCGAAUAAUGUGCACGUAGAAUCUUGAUCACAUCGAAAGCCAGAAUUCUAAAAGAAAUAUGCAAAAAUGAAUUUGUCUAUCAGUGUUUGUAGCGAUCGCCCUUCCAAGAAAAGAUGUGUGUACUCUGACCCGACAGAGAUGUGACAGUAGAUGAACCUGUGGAAGAAUGAAAAAGCCAAAGUCGGGUGCAAUGCAGCAUUUUGCUGGAUGUGCCUGCACAUGUGAAUAUUUUUAAAUAAUUCAUGCCACUGAGGCAAUCACUCAAUGCUGCUGUUGCUGCUUAGCAGCGUGCUAACCAGCUACCUUAUCAUCCAUGUGACUGACUGCAGCUAGAGCUUCAGCUGCAUGCAUGUAUGGUGAAGUGUGUCGAGAAAACAGCUGUUAUAUUGGUAAUAACCAUAGUGGACACUGAAAGAUUUUUUUUUUAUUAUUGUAAGAAGAGAACCACAAAAGAGAGGAGCUUGUCCUGCGACAUUCAAGGCUGAAGAUGUCACUGCAGCCAACCUCCAGUCCACUUAAUAUUCGAUGGAAGCAAUGGAAAAGAUGAGAUGUGUUUUUUUUUUUUUUUAACCGCUCAUGAGAGCACAGAGGCUUUAUUAGGCAUUGCUGAUGUGAACCCUAUUUUUUCUAAGCGCUUAAUAUGAAAUUCUUCUGCUCUGGUUGUUAAAUAAAAUGAAUGUCCAUGUAUUGUACAGUCAAAAUAAGGCCACCAUCUGUAAGUUUGCAGUUCCACUUCAAGGAGAAAAAAAAAAGUUUAUGAACAACUGUAAUGACGUAUUCCACUAAAACGUUGUUUGGAAUUGUCAUUUUAGAAUCAGCGUUCUGUCAGCAAAUGCACAAGUUUCAUUGAAUUUUGAGUGAAUCUGUCUUUUUUUUUUUUAAAAA
Molecule: messenger RNA, 5180 nt
Organism: Synchiropus splendidus (mandarinfish)
Lineage: Eukaryota; Metazoa; Chordata; Actinopteri; Syngnathiformes; Callionymidae
Gene: ralgps2
Product: Ral GEF with PH domain and SH3 binding motif 2
Exons: 22
Coding region: 1026-2786 (586 amino acids)
Biological process (GO): Ras protein signal transduction; positive regulation of GTPase activity
Cellular component (GO): plasma membrane
Molecular function (GO): guanyl-nucleotide exchange factor activity
Source: RefSeq, a predicted model, not a curated record